AUGGUGGAUAUCGAGCCAGAUGAGCUGAUAUUUCGAGGUGUCGCGCUCGGCUCUCCGCACAAAAUGAAAGCCUCUCUCCGUGUCUUCAAUCCAUCAACGAGCACAAUUUUCUAUCGGGUUUGCUCCACGCAUUCUGUUUACUAUUCGCUUCACGUCAGCCCGAUCUCAGGAAAAUUACUGCCAAAUCAAUCCGUGGAGAUCUCUUUCAUUCUUCCGUCGAUUGCAUCCGUUCGACAUUCGGCUCAACCAUUGCAUUUCGUUUUGCAAAGCACCACAGCCGCCUCAAACUCAGAUAUGAGAACAUUUUGGAAGUACGUCGACCUUCUUGAUGUCAUUGAGAUGCCAAUUCGAGUCAGAAUUCUUCCAUUUGAGGAAGAUUUAUGGACUUUCCACGAUACUGAGGCAUCGUCAAGUGAAGACGAGCAAGUUUGCAAAAGGAAAGCAAAAGAAAAGGAGAAAUUGCAAGAGAAAAAGGAAAAUUUAGAGAAACAGGAAAACACCGCGGAUUUGAAGAAAACCUCAUUCUUUUUGGACGAAUCUCGAAAUGACGUCAUUAUUCGUCUUAUCAGCGAGAAUCGAUCUUUGAGAGGAAGAGUCGUCUCAUUGGAAAAAGCCGUCGAAUAUUAUGAUGAGGUGACGAGACGACACACGGAGUUGGUCGAAGAUAAUUCGAGACUAAGAAGUCGAUUGGAGAAACUGGAGCUGCAACAAGUCCCCUUCAACUGUUGCGUGUGUCUCGAAGACAAGCCGAACACAAUCGUCUACCCGUGUCGCCACAUUGUGAUGUGCUCAAAAUGUGCGGCGAGUUCUGGUUCGAAAUGCCCAAUGUGCAGAACAACAGUCACACAAAAGGCUUUAGUCUAUUUU
Molecule: messenger RNA, 867 nt
Organism: Mesorhabditis belari
Lineage: Eukaryota; Metazoa; Nematoda; Chromadorea; Rhabditida; Rhabditidae
Source: the annotation of a GenBank genome assembly